Australozyma saopauloensis is the source of this 933-nucleotide messenger RNA. RefSeq names its product putative phosphomutase. Gene Ontology annotation, cellular component: cytoplasm. Lineage: Eukaryota; Fungi; Ascomycota; Pichiomycetes; Serinales; Metschnikowiaceae. Gene Ontology annotation, molecular function: phosphatase activity. The record is from RefSeq and is a predicted model, not a curated record. The coding region runs from base 1 to 933 and encodes 310 amino acids. The transcript has a single exon.
AUGUCAACCAAACCGGACGUCUUGGACGUGCUCAAUUCGCAGAUAUUGGAUGAUGACAGAGCCAAAUAUUUACAAACGCAGAGUCAAUUGAACGCGACUUGGACAUUUGAAAUCGUGCCCAACUACUUCAAGCAGUCUUUAGCCGAAACAGAUGAAACCAAAUUCAACUACUUUGACGAGCAUUUUGGUAUCAUUGAUUCAUGGGAGAGGGCCUUCGCAGACUUGCGGAGCUUGAACGAAAAGAGCGACGACAAUACUGUUUACAAGAUCUUCCUCCUUGGUCGUCAUGGUCAAGGCUACCACAAUAUGGCCAACCUCAAAUACGGAGAGAAGGCCUGGAACGAGCAUUGGCUGCAUUUGACCGGUGAUGGCGAAAUUGUUUGGGCACCUGAUCCCGAGCUCACGGAAUUGGGCCAGGCUCAAGCAAAGGACAAUAAUUACCAGCUCAAAGUGGAGCUCAAUAGAAACCUUAGAAUUCCAACAAAGUGGUACUCGUCACCAUUCCGUCGUUCAGUUGACACUUUGAUUGGAAGCUGGCAAGACAUCGUAGACUUAAAGGAGGUCAAGCCUUUGAUUAAAGAAGAUUUUAGAGAGACAAUCGGUGUUCAUCUUUGCGACAAGAGGUCUACCCGUUCGGUUAUUUCUGAGAAAUACGGCCCAUUGGGCUUUGUCAUCGAAGAUGGGUUUGAAGAAAAGGAUGUCUAUUAUAAAGAUGACUACCGUGAGAAGGUGUGGGAGCAGGCAUUGCGCCAAAACAGAGGCUUCCAGGAUAUUUUCAAUUCUACAGACAAAAAAGGUGAUGCUUUUAUCAGCAUCACCUCCCAUUCUGGCUCUAUUAGAACCCAAUUGAUGGUAUUGAACCAUAGGCCAUUCGCUAUUGGCACUGGAGGCAUGAUCCCCGUUUUUGUUAAAGCUACCAAGCGCCAAUUAUGA